Messenger RNA from Sitophilus oryzae (rice weevil), 1030 nucleotides. It is a transcript of the gene mRpS18B, whose product is annotated as 28S ribosomal protein S18b, mitochondrial. Lineage: Eukaryota; Metazoa; Arthropoda; Insecta; Coleoptera; Curculionidae. The transcript has a single exon. The record is from RefSeq and is a predicted model, not a curated record. The coding region runs from base 148 to 711 and encodes 187 amino acids. Gene Ontology annotation, cellular component: mitochondrion; ribosome. Gene Ontology annotation, biological process: mitochondrial translation. Gene Ontology annotation, molecular function: structural constituent of ribosome.
UAUACACAUGUAGUUUAGGUUUAGAUUAGACCUAUGGUAGACUCUAGGUUUAGAAUUGUGGUUUAGAAUUUAGAAUUUUAGAACAAUUUACAAUAGCAUCAAGAUCAAAUUCCUUCUUUUCUUUUAACAAAUUUAAUAGUUAAAAGUAUGUUAUCUCGCCUUGUUUCUCGAAGAUUUUUUACCCAAACUAUUCCAUCCUAUAGGCAUCUUACGGUCAGUGCUCCAAUAUAUCAAAUAAAAGCUGAUGUUGAUGCCGAUGCGCCCAAAAUUGAGGUUAGAGAAAUUAGCAAAGACAGAACUGAAUCGAUUAGUGUAGAGACUAGUGUACGAUAUUUGAAAAGUACUGCAUACGAACAGACCUAUGGAAAAGAGCCUGUGUGGCAUCGUUAUAGAAGAAAUCACAAAGGAUUAUUUCCUCCUAAAAAAACCAGGAAGAGUUGUAUAAGAGGGGGUCAAGUUGCUACAGGAAACCCAUGUCCUAUUUGUCGUGAUGAAUAUUUAGUGCUGCACGAACAAAAUCUUGAAUUAUUAGAACAGUUCAUAUCUCCACACACAGGCGGUAUUUUAAGCUAUAACAAGACAGGACUGUGUCAGAAGAAACAUCAACAAUUAGAAAUCUGUGUUAGGCGAGCAUAUGACAAAGGGCUGCUAACGUUUGAUGUGCCCUUUAGAGAAUACGAUUAUUCUGAAUAUUAUUCAAAGAAGAAAUAAUGUUAGCUGAUUUUGUAAUUGUAGGGGGAGGUAUAGCUGGUGUUUCUUGUACUGAAACAUUAGCUUUUCUCGCACCUGAAAAAUCUAUAAUACUUUUAAGUGAUUCAGCGUUGAUUAAAACAGUUACUAAUUUGCAAGCUAUAACAAAAACUCUAUGCCAGUUUGAUGUUGAAGAACAGUCGAGUGAUUAUCUUACUCAAAAGUAUAAAAAUGUCACUGUUAUUCAUGAUGUUCUGAAGGAAAUCCAGGAUGAAAGUAAUUAUAUAAAAACCGGAAAAGGAAAAGAAAUACAUUAUAAAUCUUUAUGUUUAUGCAUGGG